AUUGAUAGAGGCCAGGCAGCGCUCACGUUUGGCGUCAAGAUGGCGGACGAAGAGGAAGGCAAAGGAUAUCGGUGGGAGACCGAAUAUGAGAGAACUUGGGAAGCCAUUCAGGAGGAUGAGUCUGGCCUCCUGCAGCCCAGCGUGCUGGACUUUGUCCACAGGGCCAAGCGCAAACAGAUGCUGGCCAAGAAAAAUGUUCGACUCGGGAUGAUGAGACACUUGUACGUUGUUGUAGACUUCUCUGAAUCCAUGUCUGAACCGGAUCUAAAGCCUACACGCCUCAUCAGCACACUGAAGAUGCUGGAGCUGUUUGUGGAGGAGUUCUUUGACCAGAAUCCCAUUAGUAAUGUUGGUGUCAUUUCAACAUGUAACAAGAGGGCACAGAAGCUUUGUGAAUUGGCAGGAAACGCUGGGAAGGUGGUAGAAGCGCUACAGUCCAGCAAGACGCAGGUUCCUUCAGGAGAACCCUCUCUGCAGAAUUCUCUUGAGCUUGCAGCUGACGUCCUGCGGCACCUGCCCGUGCACACCAGUCGGGAAGUACUGGUCAUCUUUGGAAGCUUGACCACUUGUGAUCCUGGCAACAUUCAUACAACCAUUGAGACCAUGCGCAAGUGCAACAUUCGUUGCAGUGUUGUUGGCUUGGCAGCUGAAGUUCAUGUGUGCUGCAAACUUACCAAAAUCACUGGAGGCACGUACAAUGUUAUCUUGGACGAGAACCAUUUCAAGGACAUUCUCUUCCAGCAUGCCAUUCCUCCACCAGUCACGGGCAAUGCAGAGUCAUCACUGAUCAGAAUGGGAUUUCCUUACCACCGGACGGAGACUGAAGGCAAACCAUCUCUUUGUUUCUGCCAUCUGGACAGUGAAAACCCUUCGGAUGGACUGAGCAAGGGCGGCUACUUCUGUCCGCAGUGCAAUGGAAAAUACUGCUCUCUACCUGUGGAAUGCAAAGUCUGCAGCUUGACUUUGGUGUCGGCGCCGCACCUUGCACGUUCCUACCACCAUCUUUUUGCCCUGGAAGCCUUUGAAGAGGUACCCUGGGACUCGCUACCAGCAGACACACCUGUAAUCUGCUUCUCCUGUCAAUUGUCCAUAUCAGACAAACAUGUAUACCGUUGUGUGAAGUGCAAGGAAAACUUCUGCCUAGAGUGUGAUCUCUUCAUUCACGACUCUCUGCACACUUGCCCUGGGUGUGCAAGCAGGUUGCCACCACCCGAGACACCCUCCUGACAUUGAAUAAGGGUUCCCAAAGGAGUAGUGUGAGUGUCAUCUGAAUUCAUCCCUCGCCGGCAUUCGUGACACAUUAACCAUCUGGCUUCCUGGCCGAACUGCCUAGUAGAGCUACCUGGCAUUACGGUUCUGAUCAUCAGCUGCGUCUGGUUCAAGCCGAGGCCCAUGGCCGAGGAGAGGCAGUACGGCACUGUUUUUGUUAUUGUCAUGUUGACACUUAAACAUGUCAUUAAAACCUGAUUUUGUUAGCAGUA
Dermacentor andersoni is the source of this 1481-nucleotide messenger RNA. It is a transcript of the gene Ssl1, whose product is annotated as general transcription factor IIH subunit 2 Ssl1. Gene Ontology annotation, biological process: DNA-templated transcription; nucleotide-excision repair; regulation of transcription by RNA polymerase II. Gene Ontology annotation, cellular component: transcription factor TFIIH holo complex; transcription factor TFIIH core complex. The record is from RefSeq and is a predicted model, not a curated record. NCBI's taxonomy places the organism in Eukaryota, Metazoa, Arthropoda, Arachnida, Ixodida, Ixodidae. Gene Ontology annotation, molecular function: zinc ion binding.